AUGGCUAUUCAGCUGCCUCAAGAAGAGCUAGGCACAGCUAUAGGAGUACUUUCUUACUCCUUGUUCUGCCUAGCAUGCAGUGUUCUCAUGGCAUGGCUGGUGUAUGCCCAUCGUGAAGGCCUUAGCUAUGUCGCCCUGGUAUCAUACUUCACUGGUUUGUCGACGGCUGCUUCUGUAGCCCAGCAAAUUCACACAAUUGUACGAUGGAGAGACAUCAAGCUUGCACAAUUCAAGCAUUCAAACGCCAACGUCGGCAAUCCUGAGCUUGCCAUCGCCGGCCAGUCAACUGGCCUGGACCUGGUACUUUUCUAUAUCCAGUUUUACAGUUACAACGUCGAAGCGGCCCUGACCUUUUUUUGGGCAGUUGCUCUCACGCAAUCGAUCUUCCAAUUGGAGCCCGUAAAGUCGACUCGCAAACGAGUAAACUACUUCGAAAAAGCCAUUGCUAUCUUGUUACCCGCGAUCUUGAUGGGAAUUCUAAGACUCGAGGCUGUCCAGAAGCAGACAGUACCCUUUCUAGUGUUGGCUGAUGGCAUCAUGGGUUUCUGUCUGAGCGGCAGCGGAGUUCUCCUCAUGGUUAUUUUGGUCAAAUACAUCCACACGCGCCGAAACCUUCUUUCUUGGAAUGUCCAAUAUGGUCAACGCUCCAACAGCACGAAAAGCAGCGACACGCUCGUCUUCGACAGCGGAAGCGAAACGCGCCGCCGAAUUUCAUCCGCAAAACAAAAUUCUCGCGACUCGUUGAGCGAGAGCCCGGACCUCAGCACGGAACGACUGCAUCUGGACCUCAUACUUUUUCUGCCCGGCGUGUCCGCUAGCCUGCUGACGUUUGUCGUUUUUGGCACGACCAAGACGUUUCGAGAUUACCUGGUGGCACGGCUCGUUCCGAGGCGGCUCCGCGAGAGGAAUAGUAGGAGGAUGAGCAACAAUAAGCAGCGACGCAACACCCGCACCCGGAUGUCACAAGCGUUUUCUUCUUCGAGGAUGGGGGGAAGGGGCAGGAGCUUGACGUAUCCGCCGCGGAUCUCCCUGACGCCCUACGUCGCGGAUGACGCCGGCUUGUACACGCCCACGGCUGACGGGAACGGGAUUCAGCUGAGGGAGCUGAAUAUGGACGGGUCGAGAAAGGUCGCCGAGGACGACCAGUGGCCGCUCGUUGGUUCUGAUGCGUCUGAUACGUCCGAGGGGCCUGCGAAACCUGUGAAUGUGUAUUUGUACCCGAAGCAAUAG
Colletotrichum lupini is the source of this 1230-nucleotide messenger RNA. RefSeq lists its product as uncharacterized. Bases 1 to 1230 code for a protein of 409 amino acids. The record is from RefSeq and is a predicted model, not a curated record. Lineage: Eukaryota; Fungi; Ascomycota; Sordariomycetes; Glomerellales; Glomerellaceae. The transcript has 5 exons.